AAAAUGUCGGUGUAAUUUUUAAUGGGUUCUGAGAUCUCUCGCCGUGUUGAUUUUCUUUACAUUUUCAUUUUCCUGCAAAUCCUUUUUAUCUCUUCAAUGAAAUGGAUUCAAGUGAUAUUUUUAAGAAACUAACAUGCGGUGCAUCCUUCAAUAAAUCCAAUUUCACCCUCAAAAAGCAGAAAGCAACAUCGUGGAAAAUAAAGGAAGAAAUCAAGAAUGAACCGGGAAACUUGUAUGCUGACUACGAUAAAGUUCACGAUUGGCUCAAAGCCACCGUUCCGGAGGAAGAUAUAAAAUCUGAACCUGAAGAUGAGGAGGAUGAGGCAAUGAAUUUGCUGGACAACGUUACGGAGAGUCGUCCGGAGAGGAAGAAAAAAGAUCGUCAGCUGUCGAAAAAGGUGAAAAAUCUCCUGGCCACAGAGGCAGUUAAUCGGUUGAGGAAUCGGUACAAGUUGAGCGUCAAUGGGACGGAUAUUCCGGCACCAAUUGAGACAUUUGAUGAGAUGGCACAAACAUACAACCUCCGGAUGGAUAUUGCCAACAAUCUAACCAUCUGCGGUUACACGGAUCCAACGCCAAUUCAAAUGCAAGCCAUGCCAGUUAUGCUGGGUAAGAAGCAUUCCCUCCUUGCGUGUGCCCCCACGGGAUCCGGGAAGACAGCUGCCUUCCUCGUGCCGAUCAUUCGAGACCUCGAAGGGCCGAAAAAAGAAGGAUUCCGGGCACUUAUUCUCUGCCCAACACGUGAGCUAGCCAGACAGAUUCUCCGAGAGUGCUCCCGGCUUUCCGAAGGAAUCAACUUCAAGCUUCAUUUAAUCACCAAAACCACACAAAAAGUCGCAGAAAUGUACUCACCGGAAAAGACAAAGCGCUUUGAUAUUCUAAUCUCCACACCCAAUCGCGUUUGCUUCCUACUGCGAGAGAAUCUCCUGGAUUUGAGUAAAGUCCAGUGGUUGGUUAUCGAUGAGGCUGACAAGCUGUUUGAGGAGGGCAAAAAUAGCUUCCGGGAGCAACUGGAUGCAAUUGUGGCUGCGUGCUCGAAUCCCCAGCGACGAGUAGCUCUCUUCAGUGCCACCCACACUCCCACCGUGGGCAAGUGGACGAAGAGCAACCUCAAGGAUUUGAUUAAAGUUUCCGUUGGAGUGCGGAAUUCUGCGACGGAUUCCGUUGAGCAGAAGCUCCUCUUUGUGGGCUCUGAAGCGGGAAAAUUACUCGCUGUGCGGGAUAUCAUCAAGGAGGGUCUCCAGCCGCCUGUUCUUAUCUUCGUACAGAGCAAAGAUCGUGCUCAGCAGCUGCACGGAGAACUUCUCUACGACGGCAUCAAUGUUGAGGCAAUUCACGCGGAUCGAACACAAAAUGAACGCGAUUCCAUCGUUCGGGGUUUCCGGGAGGGGAAGAUUUGGGUGCUGAUCUGCACAGAGCUCAUGAGUCGUGGCAUUGACUUCAAGGGAAUCAAUUUGAUCAUUAACUACGACUUCCCACCAUCAUCAAUCUCCUACGUUCAUCGUAUUGGGCGUGCCGGGAGAGCUGGACGACGUGGCCAGGCUGUAACGUUCUUCACAUCCGACGACGUUGUCAAUCUCCGGAGUAUUGCUCAGAUUAUUCGCAAUUCCGGAGGCACCGUUCCGGAAUACAUGUUAGCGCUGAAGAGACGUUCCAAGCAGGUCCGACGGAAACUCAUGAAGACCGCUCCGAAGCGUGAGGAUAUUACAACACUGCCGCGAUUUAUGCAAAAGAAACCUCGCAAGGGGGUUAAAGAAGGACGUGUGGGAAAGAAAAUAACGAAGAAAACUCCCGGAAAGAAUAAAAGUUGAAUUUUUUAAAAUCA
Messenger RNA from Lutzomyia longipalpis, 1825 nucleotides. It is a transcript of the gene ais, whose product is annotated as DEAD box protein 52 homolog. Gene Ontology annotation, molecular function: RNA helicase activity; ATP binding; nucleic acid binding. Bases 102 to 1811 code for a protein of 569 amino acids. Gene Ontology annotation, biological process: maturation of SSU-rRNA. Gene Ontology annotation, cellular component: 90S preribosome. The transcript has 2 exons. Lineage: Eukaryota; Metazoa; Arthropoda; Insecta; Diptera; Psychodidae. The record is from RefSeq and is a predicted model, not a curated record.